AUGGACUCUAAUGACUAUAAAAGCUUAGUACUGUACUAUGGAAGAAUGCGGUUUUAUAACUCAAUGCAGAAAACGGCAUUAGACGGAUUAACCAAGUUUCCCAUGCAAUCAGACUUUAGAUUGUUCAAUGGUAUUGCGCUUGCCUUGGGAAAUCGAAUGCAGGAGUGUAUCCGUGAAUUGAACCCAUUAAAAAAUGAAUUGGAAUUGGGCUUGGCAGCCAAAAUGGCACUUAUCUACGCUCACAAACAUUGCCACUUAAUAAAUGUGGAAGCAAUACAAGCACUUGAACGUCGAAUAGUUGACGAAAACAAAACCGUUAGCACUUCUUCAUGUUAUUAUACAGCUGCCUUCUUAUACUUAGUUGGCAAGUUUGAUGUGGCCUUAGAUUACAUCGGCAGGUCUAUGAAAAAUGAUGCCAUUUCUGAUGCAGCUCUUGUCCUGAAAAUUUGGUGCGAGCUAUCUUCGUGUAUGGAUCUCUCUACAAAUCGGAAAUUGCACAGCUUGCUCGAAGGGUGUAUUUCCCGAAGCAAUGGAAAGAGUAUUGAUGCAUCAUUAGCACUUGUGCGAUAUUUUCAAAAGCGACGACAAUUUGAAGAGGCCCUUUUAUUAAUCAAUAAGCUUAGCAUACGAGUUCCCGACACAAGUAUACUUCUUAUUGAGAAAAUGGAAACGCAUCUUGCUGCACUAGACUGGGAUAACUCGCUGGAAACUGCCAUUAAAGUGAUCAAUAUUGAGUCUUUUAAUGUGGCAGCUCUGCGCAAUAAGGGCAUGUUGAAUAUCGUGCGAGAAAGCAAUUUCAAAGCUGGGAUGGCUACACUUCAACAACUGCUAAUUUCUGUAGAGUAUGCUGAGCCCGGUAAUGUUAUACUUCUUGUUAAAAUAUGCCAACUAUUUUCUCGCAUCUGUUCAAGAAAUACUGAACUACUGGGAUUGACCCUGCGAUGUAUUGAAAAGGUCAAUGAAUUGAAUCCUGGUAAUGUGAACCUUUUAGCUGAAUUAGGCUAUCAGAAAUUAUUACUAGACAAUAUUUCCGAUGCAGAACGUGCAUUUCGUUUGGCCUGUAAUGUUGAUAGCAACAACUUUAAUGCGCUUUGUGGCCUAACGUUGUGUAAAUUGAAAUCUCCUACAGAUUUUGAGAGUAGGCAACAAAUACAACAACAGUUAUCCUACCUCAUGAAGCUUACUGACCUUAAACCUAAUCCAAUGGUUUUUUAUAUGUCCGCUUUGUUGGCUGAUCCCAAGGAGCAGAAGACGUCAUCAGUGAACUUGUUGGCAGAAGCGGCUGAGCUACAUUGUCAAAAAUUAAAUAAUCUUCCUUUUGGUUUUGAAUAUGUAUGCUCCAUGAAUCCUGAUUUUAUGCUUGAGAUAUGUAGGGAGCUGAUUCGACACACUCCAGCUCCAAUAAAAGAAUCACGCUAUGACUUGGAUUUGGGUCAGGAAUCAUUGCAUAUUACCCUCAAGCACAGUCUUAACAUAUUGGAAACCAUACUACAUAUAUGUCCCGGACAUAAAGAAGCCUUGUUUUUGCGAGCAAAGGUUGAAUUUCUUUGUGGUCAACAUUCCCAAGCCAUAAGCCGUUUGCAGGGCAUUCUUAAUUUAUUUGGAGAUACAUUCACUGAAGCUCAUAUAUUAUUGGCUCAAAUACUAGUGGAAAAAAGGAAGUACUUGAAAGCGUUGGAGUAUCUAGAACUGUCUUUAUCACAGGAAUUUACAGUCCGUGAACGGCCUAUGUACCAUUUGCUAAAGGGUAUAAUACUUAAGCAUCAACAGAAGCUAUCAGAAGCGUAUCAGAGUUUUCUGUUUGCGUUGCAAUUAUUUGGAGAAAUGUCAAAAGGUGUCCAGCAGAUUUAUAAUACGCAAACCGAUAAUAACAUAUAUAGUUCUCAUAAAAUGACUAUAUACAUAGAGUUAAUUUAUGUUCUUCGCGAGAUGGGUGAUGCACAUGGAAUUUACGAAAGCGAACGUAUUUUGCAGACUGCCCUUGAAGAAUUUAGCAGCACUACUGAAAGAGGCCGUUUAGUUAUUGCUCAAUCUCAACUUAUGCUUGAAAAAUGUAAUGUUAGCGAAGCUAUAAAUCUGCUGUCUACAAUCAAACCAGAUGAAUCGUUCUAUAUACAGGCUAGGACGCAUUUGGCUAAUAUUUAUCUGCAUCACCAAAAAAAUCGGAGUGCAUUCUCGAAGUGCUUUAAGGAAUUAGUUGAAGUUCGACCGGAAUCCAGAAGUUAUUUUAUGUUAGGGGAGGCGCAUCUGUCAAUCCAAGAGACAGACAUGGCAAUAGAAGUAUUCCGAAAAGCCUGCAGUAUUUUUCCAUCUAAUGCAUUCCUGGCUAGAGAACUUGGCAGGUCCUACGUCAAAAGUCAUCAGUAUGCCAAUGCUCUAAAGUACUACCAUGCAGUAAUAAAAAAUCCUGGGUGUUCUGCUUUAAAAUUGGAUUUGGCAGAGUUAUUGUUGCAACUAAAACAAUUUCAAAACGGAGCAAAUUUACUAGUUGGUGGCGAUUGUUGCAGCAUAAAUGAGGACAGUCUUACAGAACUGCAAUUAAAAAUAAAGAUGCUGUUGCUACUGGCUCGCAUUCAUGAAAAGUCUGGGAAUAUUCCGGAAUCGCUUAAAAUAUUACAAGACGCACGAGAUAAUCAAUAUCGAUUGCAUAAGCUUUGUGCUAUUGGCAAUUUAGAAAACCUUCACGAGCAGUCAAAAAUGUUGUCAAAGUAAGUAUGAAUAUACACUGUACAAAAUAUGAUAAAUAAACAAGUAACAGGUCCCUCUUCUUCCAACAGGCGAUUGGUGACUCUAGCUCAUAUUAUUUACCAAAAUUACUCAAAAAACAGGAUUUCGAUAUCGAUUUUUAUCGAUUACUUGGAGACGGG
Messenger RNA from Drosophila montana, 2867 nucleotides. RefSeq names its product tetratricopeptide repeat protein 21B-like. Lineage: Eukaryota; Metazoa; Arthropoda; Insecta; Diptera; Drosophilidae. Gene Ontology annotation, molecular function: protein binding. The record is from RefSeq and is a predicted model, not a curated record. The transcript has 5 exons. Gene Ontology annotation, cellular component: intraciliary transport particle A. The coding region runs from base 1 to 2712 and encodes 903 amino acids. Gene Ontology annotation, biological process: intraciliary retrograde transport; protein localization to cilium.